This is a messenger RNA of Dendroctonus ponderosae (mountain pine beetle), 4287 nucleotides long. RefSeq lists its product as uncharacterized. NCBI's taxonomy places the organism in Eukaryota, Metazoa, Arthropoda, Insecta, Coleoptera, Curculionidae. Gene Ontology annotation, molecular function: receptor ligand activity; epidermal growth factor receptor binding. Gene Ontology annotation, biological process: epidermal growth factor receptor signaling pathway. Bases 380 to 1291 code for a protein of 303 amino acids. The record is from RefSeq and is a predicted model, not a curated record. The transcript is spliced from 7 exons.
CGCUUCGGGCCCGCUCGCCCUCAUAUUAGUCGUGAGGCAGCCGUUUGAGUAGUUGGAUGUGCGAGGAUCUCCUCCUUAGUCGGUCAACGAAUAGAUCGAGAACUGUUUCCCUUGCUCACGGUUUUUUCCCAAACAAAUUUGUCCGAGAACGAAUCGACCACCAAAAAACUUGAGAGUGAGUGCAAAGACGGCGUCCGACCCGACAACCCGAUCUAGGUUCCUGUGAUUUGUCCGAAACUUUGAAAUUGAUGGGAUUCGCCCUGACUUUUCGGGUUCGUGGUGACGAUGUUUGGGUGGCGAACUUGUGCCAGGACGAAUUGUGAUUCCAGCCCGAAGGAUUUCGGCAAACGAUGCAGGAAUUUGACGUAAUUCAGCCGCGAUGCCCAGAGAAAAGGAAUACUUAAAGCCUUUUGGACCACAGGCGCACGUGAUGGGCAGCCUGCCCUGGGAGGGCAGACGGGACUUGGUGUUCCCGCGCUGCCUCCUCGCCCCCCUUGCAACCCCCUUUUAUCGUUUCCUGGCCAGAUUCUCAGGCCGAAGACGAACGACGAUAUCCUACCACAAAAAGUAUCCGCCACCCUGGCCGUUUUUAGUCCUACAAUUAGUCUUAAUUUCAUCUUUAGUUAGUAUAGUAGAAUCGUGCUCGUCACGCAGUACCCCAAAGCCGCGCCCACCAGCGCCCACCCCCCGGCCCAAUAUCACAUUCCUCACGUAUCCGUGCCCCCCCGCCUACGCAGCCUGGUUUUGCCUCAAUGGGGCCACUUGUUUCACCGUCAAGAUCCAAGACAGCCUCCUUUACAACUGCAUGUGUGCGGAUGGAUAUCAAGGGUCCCGGUGCGAAUACAAAGACCUGGAUGGAUCAUAUAUGCCAUCUCAACGGCGCUUCAUGCUCGAGACCGCCUCCAUAGCGGGGGGUGCCACAAUUGCCGUCUUUUCCGCCGUCAUUCUAUGUUUGGCCGCCUAUUUGAGGUGGCGGCGACGCAAAAAGGGCGGCGCCGCCACUGAUGAAGUCGAUGGACUCCCGCGGAACCAUCAUCGACAGCCCAUCUUUGGAGUGCGGCCACAAGGUCAAAACUUGGUUCCAAUUCGUACCAGUACGCUAAACCCGUUCCGAGGCCAUCCAGGCAACAAUCACGCCGUGCCAGGGCCAGGGAGUACCACCGUGCCUCCGCUCGAGCCGAAUCUCCUGCCCGAUUCAGAUCGACCCUAUUCGGGAAAUGAGGGAACGCCGCACGAUCGAGGAGAUCAUCCGGCCACCCUGCUACGGGGCGAACCACCCUGGGGAGUGUAACGCGUGAACUGUGCUUAAAACAGUGAUAAUCGAACAAUAAACUGUAACAUAAAGCAAUGUACAAGCACUUUGUUAUACGCAGCAGCAGCAGCGGAAUCGGCUUCGCUCCCAUAUGUUGGAAAUGUAGAAAAAAAACAAUGGCAACGUGAAAUUAGGAAAAAUGUCCAACAGCAUUGUAAGUUUUAUUAUUUAAUUUAUUUAUAUUUCUUAUCCUUGUCUUUUUAUUAAAACAGUCUCUGGUUUAAGUUGAGCUCUUUCUUUACUGUGGCGAAAACGAAUUGUGCUAGUUCUCUAGGGUGGUACCUAGAGCGUCUCACACAGUCCUUUGACUUGGUGGUACCACCCUGGCCUUCAACCGGAGGGACAACAAUGUAUAGCAAGUCUGAUUAAUGUAAGGCUGAACUAAAUAGUAGGUUAUUCAAAUGUGUAAAUAUGUACCUAGAAGGGGGUAAUUUUUAAAUGGAAUCCGCAGCGGUGUGAUAUUUCUGUGCAGGUUUCCAGCUGGAAGCCCAGCAGACAGGCGGAAGACUUCGAUGGUCGCGGUCUUAAACGUUUACGUCUAAAUGUUUAAAACUGUGCCAUUUUGAUUCGCGCACGUUCUGCUAGGUUUGCAUGCGAGAAAUCGACGGCUCGAGACUAUUUUUUUACUCGGUGUAAAGAUGAUUUUUUGUUACAUUCCCGAAGAUUUCGAUUGGAAGAAUGAAGCCUCGCUACUACUUUGUUAUGAUUGUUAACUUGUUGUAUUUACCUUAUUUUCUCUCAAUAAUAAUUAUUGUGCAUGCCGAUUUUUCCCGGAAAAUCGACCGCAAACCAGUAAAUUAUUUUUAAAUGUUGUAUAAAUGUAGAUAAUGCCGUCAAUAUUCCAAUACAAGGGCCGGUCGAGGAAAUCCAGAACCAGGAAGGAAGGAACUACACACCAAAUUCGUGUCUUGUUCGCAAUCACUUACUGCAAAACUGGGCCUGAACAUUAAGCACUAAAAGAUGUAGAUAAGUUAUCUAGGAUGCUGUGUUUGAAAGCAUAAUGCUUUUAAACCCAGCAUGUCCUCACUUUUUUACUAUAGGAAGUGAUUGAAGGGUUGUGGUUUUCCUCGAUACCCCUUAGCAUUUCGAAAAACUUUGGCAAUAAUGAAGCGCAAGAGUGUAAUUUAAAAAUAGUUAGUUAAACAAUUACGUGUAAGCACCUGGUUCCUAAUAAAAGAAUUAUUUAGCAACUAAUUCCUCGAUAACGCUAAUUUAAGCAUGUACUCGUACACAACACACAUACACACAACGAAAUUUCUACCAAAAAUGGCAAAUAUUUUAUGUUUAGCUUGUAGAGGCCUUGUAGUAUUCUAACAUAAUGUGUUCACCUAUUUAUUUUUGUCCGAUUUAUCGCGCGUGGAAAUAUUUGUAUUUUUUGGUACUGCGUCUCUGAUUUUAUGUGUUCACUCGUUUCUCCACUGCAAAAAAAUCUCCAAGUCUCGAAUUUUAAAGAAACUGUACGCUCACAACACCUUAGAACGACGUAAACCAUGUUCAAGUAUUAAUAAUGUUAAUAUAUUCAUUUGUAUCGAUAGAUAUUUUUAUACCUAAGUUAUUUUAUGUCUUUGGCAGGUGUAGUUUUUAAUUCCAAGGCAGUAGGCACCAUUUUUAUUAUGUACUCUUAAAAGGGGAAAUGCGAUUUUGUGUAAAUACGUACUAGUGGUAUUGCGCAUUUCUCCUCUCAACAAAAAAAUGUUAGAAUACUUGUUUAUUAUUUUCACAGUAAUUUGUAAUGUUUAAAAUAAAAUCAUCAACUACAUGCCCGUUAUUGUUGCCGGUCACCAGAACAACACUCCCUUCAAAAAAAAAACCUGAUGAUAAAUACUUAUAUUUUAUUAAUAUUACUUUAAACCAAUUUAAAGACAUGGAAUAGUUUCUUUAAACAAACGGUAGAUGAACGUUAAAAAUAUACAAUAAUACCUAGGCACUGAUUUCAUGAGAAAUGUACAAUUCUUCGGCCCCUUUUUGCGGAGAAAAACCCCCCAACUUCAGUGAAAAAUUGGCCGAUCACAUUUUUGAUCGCCACGCUACAAGGCCGGUUCGAUAAAGCGGUUAUUAAUUGACUACUUGCGAACAUGGGCCCGUAGAGGAGCUGAAUACAAAAAAAGCCGGUUACCAAAACACGUUGGUCAUCCAAUAGCUUUACUUUGUACUAAAUUACAUAAGGGCGAAAAUUAUACACAAAAAAACUUAAGUCGCUCACACAGGGUGAAGAAAUACAUACCAGCUUAAACCACCGACAAACAAAAAUUAAAAGUGGCACGCUUCUAUUGAAUUGAUUGAUCACCCUGUAUAUGUUUGAAAAGUCCUUAGAUUCGAUGGAUACACUGUUUGAUACAAUUGGCCGCGCAAGGGAUUAUUCCGUAUAUCACAACAUACGCACCUGAUUUUUAUCGACAAUCUACUAAACGUCCUCUUUGUGACGAUAAAAAUAAACACAGGUAUUACCUAAAGGAAAUACAGGAUUCGGAUUCAACCUUAUACAUAUAUAUUUAUAAUAAAAUAUUGCUAAACGAAUGAUCAUAACCAAGGGCCUAGAAGUGCUUGGCUUUUCAAGCACCCUCGGCCCUUCAUAAUAAACUACAACAGCAAACAGCAAAGGAUUGUUGAACAGCUUGGGCUAAAGGCAAGAGAACGGUUUUGUUUGGUAACUGUUAUCUUAGAAAGAUUAUUUAGUGUCUCUAAUCGAGGAAGAAAUUCGAUUAAACUACCCUUUUCCUUGCCCUACGCCCGUGGCUGCAGGAAUUACAGAACGGGAAUAAUCACAGAUCGUCUUUGCAAGUAUUGGAGGCACGUGGUUGAAAUGCUACUCAAAUGAGUCAAAGAAGAGGAAAAACUGAAAAUGUUUAGCUGAAUUUUCCAAUAAAAUUAAUGAAGCGUGAGAACUCCAACUGCUGACAAACUUAACUCGAAAUCAACACAACCAUUGGUAAAAGUAACCGGACUGAAUUUACUACUAGAUUAGUAACCAACUA